ACUGAAAUAAACUAAUGGGAAAUCAAUCAUCUUGUUUUCCCACCUUUCUGUUUUCAUUUCAAGCAACUGUAUGUUGAAGUUGAACUGAAUCCAAGUUCAUUCUCAUUCAGAUCAGUUUCGAAGAGGAAAAGGGUUCAUCUAACCACCACUGGUUUUCCCCUUUUAUCCACCAAUCAAUCUUUCAUCGCGGUCUAAAUAGAAAGAAGAAGGGAAAUGAGUGGAGCUGUGUUGGUGGCUGUUGUUGCUGCUGUUGGUAACUUACUUCAAGGAUGGGAUAACGCUACUAUUGCUGGGGCUGUUUUAUACAUAAAGAAAGAGUUCAACUUGCAAAAUGAACCAACUAUUGAGGGUCUGAUUGUGGCUAUGUCACUCAUUGGUGCCACUUUGGUCACAACUUGCUCUGGUGCUGUAGCGGAUUGGCUUGGCCGACGACCCAUGCUCAUUAUCUCUUCUGUCCUAUAUUUCUUUGGUGGUCUUGUUAUGCUGUGGUCACCCAACGUUUAUGUGCUUCUAUUGGCUAGAUUAUUAGAUGGUUUUGGAAUCGGGUUGGCGGUCACUCUUGUUCCUGUUUAUAUAUCUGAAACCGCGCCUCCUGAGAUUAGAGGUACACUCAAUACUUUACCUCAGUUCAUGGGGUCUGGUGGGAUGUUUCUUUCAUACUGUAUGGUUUUUGGGAUGUCUUUAAUGGAGGCACCCAGUUGGAGGUUGAUGCUUGGUGUUCUUUCUAUUCCUGCACUCGGGUUUUUCAUAUUUACGGUCUUUUUCUUGCCCGAGUCUCCAAGGUGGUUGGUCAGCAAAGGAAGAAUGCUCGAGGCCAAGCAGGUUUUGCAGAGAUUACGUGGCAGAGAAGACGUUGCAGGGGAGAUGGCUUUACUGGUUGAAGGUCUGGGAAUUGGAGGAGAGACAUCUAUAGAAGAGUACAUAAUCGGCCCUGCAAACGACCUUGAGCAGGAUGAUGCUAUCGAAGAACCUGAUAAAAUUAAGUUAUAUGGUCACGAAGAAGGGGUCUCUUGGAUUGCCCGACCGGUCACUGGUCAGAGUAUGAUUGGGAUUGCAUCUCGUCAAGGAAGCACCAUCAAUCCGAGUGUCCCCCUUAUGGACCCGCUCGUCACCCUCUUUGGAAGCGUUCACGAGAAACUUCCAGAUACCAUCGGGAGCAAAGGAAGCAUGCUUUUCCCACAUUUUGGGAGCAUGUUCAGUGUUACUGGAAAUCAAGCCAAACAUGAUGAUUGGGAUGAAGAAAGUGAUGGUGGUAGAGAAGGUGAAGAUUAUCAUUCUGAUGCUGCUGGGAAUGAUUCCGAUGACAAUUUGCAUUCUCCAUUGAUUUCUCGACAGACCACAAGUUUGGAGAAAGACAUGAUUCAGCCGGCUUCCCAUGGCAGCAUUUUGAGCGUUAGAAACAACAGCAUUACACAGGGGAAUGCAGAACAGGUGAGUAGCACGGGCAUUGGCGGUGGUUGGCAGCUGGCGUGGCAGUGGACGGAAAGAGAUGGUCAAGAUGGAAAGAAGGAAGGAGGGUUUAAAAGAAUCUAUUUGCACCAAGAGGCGGGCACUGGAUCUCAGCGUGGAUCGCUAAUUUCACUUGCAGGUGUUGAUAUGCCAGCAGAUGGUGAGUCCUUUCAGGCUGCAGCUCUAGUGAGUCAGCCUGCGCUUUAUUCUAAGGACCUUAAAGAUCAGCAUCCAAUUGGACCAGCCAUGGUGCACCCGGCUGAAGCAGCAACGAGAGGCGCAAGCUGGUCUGAUCUUUUCGAACCAGGAGUCAAGCAUGCAUUGUUUGUUGGGGUUGGUCUUCAGAUCCUUCAACAGUUCUCUGGCAUCAAUGGAGUCCUUUACUACACACCUCAGAUCCUUGAGGAGGCAGGUGUUGGUGUUCUCUUAUCAAAUUUGGGCAUCAGUUCAACCUCCUCAUCUCUUCUCAUUAGUACCCUCACAACUUUGUUGAUGCUCCCUUGUAUUGCCAUGGCCAUGAGACUCAUGGAUAUCUCCGGAAGAAGGACGCUUCUACUCACCACGAUUCCCGUAUUGAUCUUGACCCUCAUAGUUUUGGUCGUAGGAGGUCUAAUAAACUUUGGCAACGUUGCAAAUGCGGCUAUCUCAACUGCUAGCGUCGUCAUCUACUUUUGUACUUUCGUCAUGGGAUUUGGUCCGAUUCCCAACAUACUGUGUGCCGAGAUCUUCCCUACCCGAGUUCGUGGGAUCUGCAUUGCUAUCUGUGCCCUCACAUUCUGGAUCUGUGAUAUCAUCGUCACCUAUUCUCUGCCCAUGUUACUCACUUCCAUUGGUCUGUCGGGAGUUUUUGGGUUGUAUGCCAUCGUAUGCGUCAUUUCAUGGGUGUUUGUUUUCUUGAAGGUUCCAGAAACGAAAGGUAUGCCCUUGGAAGUGAUCACGGAAUUCUUCUCAGUUGGCGCAAAACAGGUUGCUGCAGCAAAGAACAAUUGAGUCAAAGGUCUUCGAGCGUGUGUUUCGUAUAUUAUUUUCUUACGCUUUCGGUUUGGUUUAAAUUUUGAUGUGUUAUAGAACAUGAAAUUUUGAAAUCCCUAUAGAUUAGCUUAAUGCUUUCUUUUCUUAACUUGACUUUCUAUGUGGCU
This is a messenger RNA of Cynara cardunculus var. scolymus (artichoke), 2588 nucleotides long. Its product is annotated as monosaccharide-sensing protein 2-like. Gene Ontology annotation, cellular component: membrane. The transcript is spliced from 6 exons. Lineage: Eukaryota; Viridiplantae; Streptophyta; Magnoliopsida; Asterales; Asteraceae. The record is from RefSeq and is a predicted model, not a curated record. Gene Ontology annotation, biological process: transmembrane transport. Gene Ontology annotation, molecular function: myo-inositol:proton symporter activity. The coding region runs from base 214 to 2439 and encodes 741 amino acids.